UAAACAAACAAUUUUCCGAUCGAGCUAAAAAAAACCCGAAGAAGCCAAUAAGUGUAGCGAAGAUUAAUGAAAUGUGCGUUGCGCGCGUGAAGAAUUAAAUUAAUUAAUCGAAUUAAAGUGUUCCGCGAGCUCCAAGUUGGAUAAUGCGGGCACAGUGCCACAGCUUCAGCUGCUGUUUAGUCCGUUUGUGCUGUCCUCGUCCCACGCCUGCUGGUUGCCAUGAUGCGAUACUCGGAAAUCUCCCGCGACCUGUCCACGGAUAAUCUGCGCUACACGGAGUUGAGCAGAAAACCCGCAGCCGACUAUAAUGGAUACGCUGGACAGGCGUAUGCCACGCAGUUGCAGUUCAAACAGAGCUCCCCCGCUCCGGCUACCGCUUCAUUCAUGCAGCAGCCUCGGCUGGCAGCCAAGCAGCGGAGUCCGAAUGGGAAUGCCCAUACCAUGGCCGGCCUGCGGCAGGAUAAGACCCAGAAGGAGCACCAGGUGGAGCCGCAGCUGAUGCAGCAGCAGGCCAGCAAAACGCUGAACAUCAAGAGCACGCGACGCAAGAACUCCAUCGGGUGCCUCACCAGUUUCUCGUCCUCUCCAGACUCGCCCGGCUGCUACUACAGCAUAGCAGCCUCGGCAGCGCCGUCCUCCAAGUCGCAAAGUCUGCCUGCAAAUGGAUCCAUCAAGCAGCUGGAUGCGGUCAUCAUGAGCGCCCUGCGCGUGCCCGCCGAUGUGCUGGCCAACCAGAUCACGCUGCUGGACUUUCCCGUGUUCGCCCUGAUUCAGCCGGAUGAGCUGAGCAGCUGCGCCUGGACAAAGAAGGACAAGCAUGUGGUCACGCCGAACAUUGUGGCAUUCACGAAGCGCUUCAACCACACCAGCUUCUGGACAGUGCAGGAGAUAUUGAACGGCGAACAGCCCAAGCAGCGUGCCGAGACAAUGACGCAUUUCAUCAAGGUGGCCAAGAAGCUGCACGAGCUGAACAAUCUCCAUUCGCUGUUCGCCAUCAUCUCGGCCAUGCAGAGCGCCAGCAUCUAUCGGCUGAAGAAGACGUGGGCGUGCCUGUCCAAGAAGGAUCGCCAGUCGUUCGAGCGGCUCAGCGACAUAUUCAGCGACCAGAACAAUUGGGCGAAUCUGCGGGCCUACCUGGAGAGCCUCCGCCUGCCCUGCAUACCCUACCUGGGCCUCUUUCUCACCGAUCUGAUCUACAUCGAUCUGGCGCACCCGCACAAGGGCGGGCUGGAGCCCGAGCAGCGGCGCAACAAGAUGAACAACAUACUCCGCGUCAUCUCGAACUAUCAGCAGUCGGACUACAAGCAGCUGCAGCCGCAUGAGGCAACGCAGAAGUAUCUCACAUCCAUACGCUACAUCGAGGAGCUGCAGAACAUAUUCGAGGAGGAUCAGUACAAACGUUCACUGAAUCUGGAACCGGCAUCGCCCUCAGGGCCUAGCUCGUCUUCCUGCAGCUCCAAGGAGUCGUUUAAUGUGGAAACCGUCACACCAGCCCUGGGCUGCUUGAAUCUCUCGCCUGCCAAAACCAUUGGCUCCAUGCGCAUGGCCAGCGGCACAAAGUUUGUGCCCGGUCAUCGCAAGUGCCGCAGUCUGGGCACCAAAUUUCGUAGCAGCAGCUUGCCGCGCAACUUUGCACAAAAGUGUCAAUGCUGCAUUGUGAUGAUUGCGCCGGGCAUUGGCACCAUAUCCAACAAGCGGUGCAGAUGCCGUGGCAUAUUCGGAAAGAUUGCCACGCACAGCCACGGCGACGGGCAUCCGCAUCAGCUGCACUUGGAGCUGGACCAGGGAGCGGUGCCGCGACACCACCUGCUCGAUGACUCGGUGCUGGAGCACAGCGACGCCCUGUCCAAUGCGGAUCUCACAUCGCUGGAGAGCGCCGAGGGCAUAUUGUGUGACUUUACGGGCAGCGAGUGCGAUCUGAUGUCCCCAGAGGCGGCAGCCGCCAUGCAGGGCUGCGUGCGGCGGAAGACCGUGCAGAAGGAAGGACGCAAGCCGGCGGUGGCCUCGUGGCAGCGAUACUGGCUGCAAAUCUGGGCCAACUCUCUGGUCUACUUUCCGCCCAAGUCCUUCAAGGGCAGCGAGCGGAGCGACUUCAAGCGCGAGCCCUGCAAGGUGUGCCCCCUGGAUGGCUGGUAUGCCCACGUCAGCGACAACACGAAGCACAAGAACACCUUCGAGCUGUACCACCGCACUCUGGGCACCGUCUACAAGUUUCGCACCGACAGUCCGCAAAUGACGCACCUGUGGACGAACGCCAUCUGCAAGCUGGCCACGAUGCGUGUGCCAAAGCCAUUGCCAGCCAAUCUGAUGUCCUUCGAGUGAGGGGAAAUGUACUUCAGCUCGAAUCUAUUGUACUCAUCAUACUUGUGUUUAGACCGUAGUUAAGUUAGCCUAGCCAUUGUAUAUGUGCACAGCCCACAAGCAAGCAAGCAAUCGAGCAGCCAGCCACCCACCAACUCGAACUCAAUCACACGCCACAGAACAUUCCCAGAACACACAACGAACGAACAAAUUGCAACUGCUGCAACUAGAUGAAUCGAUUCUAAUGGUAUUUCAAAAGACUGACACUGACACAGACCAGCAGACCAGCAGAGAGCGAAGCGUAGCAGGGAAUUGAAGCGAAGAAUCAACUCAAAUCAACAGACAAACACAAUCAAACAAAUCAAACCCCAUUUCUGUGCUGUCUUUACUGUCCGUACUGUUUGUAUGUGUAUCCCUCUAAGAUUAAGUCAAAUAUUUGGACUCUUUUUUUGCGCUAAGUGUGCCAUAUUAUUUCUAAAUUAGUUUAAGCACCGCGAACACCUAGCUUUGUAACAGUGAAUCAAAAAUCAAACUCAACUUUCUAUAUGGAAACUAUAGGCUUUAAAAUAAGUAUGCUAUCGCUCACACACUAUCCACCUGUAACCUGUAAUCAGUUAAUCGGUGACUUUGCCUUAAGUUGAAUGCACUCUAAACAUUUAGAUACCUGCGUGUAAACUAUAGAUAUACAUAUAUAUAUACUGGAUGUUAUAG
Molecule: messenger RNA, 3012 nt
Organism: Drosophila subobscura
Lineage: Eukaryota; Metazoa; Arthropoda; Insecta; Diptera; Drosophilidae
Gene: RalGPS
Product: ras-specific guanine nucleotide-releasing factor RalGPS1
Exons: 8
Coding region: 220-2322 (700 amino acids)
Biological process (GO): positive regulation of GTPase activity; Ras protein signal transduction
Cellular component (GO): plasma membrane
Molecular function (GO): guanyl-nucleotide exchange factor activity
Source: RefSeq, a predicted model, not a curated record